This is a messenger RNA of Galleria mellonella (greater wax moth), 665 nucleotides long. RefSeq lists its product as uncharacterized. The transcript is spliced from 3 exons. Lineage: Eukaryota; Metazoa; Arthropoda; Insecta; Lepidoptera; Pyralidae. Bases 157 to 612 code for a protein of 151 amino acids. The record is from RefSeq and is a predicted model, not a curated record.
CAGUAAAAAAACUAAAAUAGUCAAUGUACGUAAAAAACUAUAACAGAUAUAAUUAACUUGCAGUAAAACAAAAUCCAAAAAUGUAAAAAAAUAAUUAGCAGAAUAACAAGGUGAAGAAUUAGUAAACUAUAUUCCUUCACUCGAAUAUGACACAGCAUGAAACCCUAUCGCCGUACUAAUAAGGUUUUUAUGGUUGAACAGCUACGCUCGGCGUCAAGGCUGGGUCGUGUGAAGGUACUGCUCCGAGAGUUCGCAAGCGAUGUCUACUCUCUCUGGCGUUAUGGUGCACCUUUUCCCACCUUCCUAAAACUCAUAGGCACUCUAAUACUCUGCCUGCUCGUUGUUAUGCCACUUUUUUACCCCCUUUUUGUAUUGAUCAUAACUUUCUUCACAUUCGAAGGACUUUAUCUUAGCUGGUGGACUGAUCAAUCAUGGAGGUUCUUGCCAAAUAGUAUAUUAAAACGGGCGUUGUCUGUCGCUUUCUAUCCAUGUGCUACUCGUGAGAUGUGGAAAGUUCGAGAUGUGCUAACCCGUGGAAUACUUCUAAUUCACUCUCUUGCCACCUCGGUGGAUUAUCUCUGUGUUAUGCAAAGCUUGCUAGACGAUUCUUGAUAUUCAUAAAUUACAUUUGUUAAUUAAAACUGUAAAAUAAAUAAUCAUUAUUA